GCUGGAUAAUUCUUUGUUGAGGGGACCGUCCUGUGCAUUGUAGGAUUUUAGCAGUAUCCCUGGCCACUACUCACUAGAUGUUGAUAGCACAUCCUUCCUUACUCCCAGUCGUGAAAUAAAAAAAUGUCUUCAAACCUUACCAAACGUGCCCUGGGAGGCAAAAUCCCUCCUGAUUGAGAAUCACUGGGUAAAGGGAAGGCUGAUAGGCCUCCGUUCCCAUAAGGUACAAGAACCGUGCUCUCGAGUUCCACUCAGGAAUACUCCAGCUGCGGAAGCCUUAGGGAGGCGGGUCUUAUGCAGAUAAGCGGCAGAUUUGGAUGGGAGGCGGGCGGCUCUAUGCAGAUGAGAGGGCGGUGCUUGCAUGUUGAUAACUUGGGCACUCUGCCGACGCAGCUGGGAGCCUAGCGGGUCCCGCAGCGGUUCGGACUGAGGUGGCAUCCCUCUCCCGCCCCACUUGUCCCUGGAUUCCUACGCUCGGAGGACUGUCCUUGACCUUUAUCCUCAUCCAUUUUCCCUCCCUACUCCCUACUCCAGUGCCCCGGGUAACUGAUUAUCUCCACUCCUGGCGUCCCCAGCGUUUCUCCCCUACUGCCGCAAACCUUGUGACCUCUAGCAGCCCGCCCCCGCGGCCCGAUCUUGCCUGGCAGAUCCUGUUGCAGCCUUCCCAGUCUUCGCGCUCUCCCGGGGCUCGCCUCACUACGCCGCCGGUUGUCCGCCCUCGGGCUUCCCUGCUCCCUCCUUCUACCCCAUUGGAGCCCCUUCCCCCGCCUUUGCUAGCCGGCAUGCAGGUGUCUAUCGCGUGUACCGAGCAGAAUCUUCGCAGCCGGAGCAGUGAGGACCGUCUGUGUGGACUACGGCCCGGCCCCGGGGGCGGUAAUGGCGGGCCAGUCGGCGUGGGGCAUGGGAAUCCUCCCGGGGGUGGAGGGUCCGGCCCUAAAGCCCGAGCUGCACUGGUUCCCCGACCCCCCGCGUCUGCUGGGGCCCUCCGAGAGAGCACUGGCCGAGGCACUGGCAUGAAAUACAGGAACCUAGGAAAGUCUGGUCUCCGGGUAUCCUGUCUUGGCCUGGGUACCUGGGUCACAUUUGGUUCUCAGAUCUCAGAUGAGACAGCAGAGGAUGUGCUGACAGUAGCCUAUGAGCAUGGUGUAAACCUGUUUGACACCACUGAAGUCCAUGCAGCAGGAAAGGCUGAAAGAACCCUAGGCAACAUACUCAAGAGCAAAGGUUGGAGGAGAUCCAGCUAUGUGAUCACCACCAAGAUUUUUUUGGGAGGACAGGCAGAAACUGAGCGAGGCUUGAGCCGCAAACACAUCAUUGAGGGCUUGCAAGGAUCCCUGGACCGCCUCCAGCUGGGAUAUGUAGACAUUGUCUUUGCCAAUCGCUCAGAUCCCAACAGUCCUAUGGAGGAAAUUGUGCGAGCCAUGACCUACGUCAUCAACCAGGGCCUGUCCCUAUACUGGGGGACAUCCCGAUGGGGGGCUGCAGAAAUCAUGGAAGCCUACUCCAUGGCCAGACAGUUCAACCUGAUUCCUCCCGUGUGUGAGCAAGCUGAACACCACCUGUUUCAGAGGGAGAAAGUGGAGAUGCAACUGCCAGAACUCUACCACAAGAUUGGUGUUGGCUCAGUCACCUGGUCCCCGCUGGCCUGUGGCCUCAUUACUAGCAAGUAUGAUGGACGAAUCCCAGAUACCUGCAGAGGUGCUAUCAAGGGCUACCAGUGGCUCAAAGAUAAAGUGCAGAAUGAGGAUGGCAAGAAGCAACAAGCCAAAGUCAUGGACCUUCUCCCCAUGGCUCACCAGCUGGGGUGCACUGUGGCUCAGCUUGCUAUCGCAUGGUGUCUCCGCAAUGAGAGUGUCAGCUCGGUCUUGCUGGGGGUGUGCAGUGCAGAGCAGCUGAUAGAACACCUGGGCGCUCUACAGGUGCUGAGCCAGCUGACCCCGCAGACGGUGACGGAGAUAGACAGGCUCCUGGGUAACAAGUCGCAUUCCAAUAAAUAGUCUGUCGAGGACGCAGGGACACAACCCGGAGCCGCUGCACCUUCCCGAAAACUGCUUCCUGGUAACCACCUCUCUCCCUCCUCUGGAUCUCUUCCCGCAGCGGCUAGAACCAGGAUAGCCCCUCCCACCAACGAGCCCCGGCUUCGAGUAGCGAUUCGCAUGAGCAAAGCCAUAUCCUUCCGCAGUAGGGCUUGAGAGAGAAAGUAGUUCGCCCUGCUGUGUCCUUUUAGGCAUUGCAAAUCCUGGGCAUGAGCUACUGGUCAUCCGCUCUCUGCCACUUGGUCUUGCUCCCUUCUCUCUUCCCCCUUUUGCUGAGGCCCGGGGGUGGGGCUGGGAUGGGGAAUGGCUGAUGCUGGAAACAUGCAGAGUACCUCAAAAGGGGCCCCUGAAAUGUCAUCAAGGGACAAUGAUUUAGUGAGUUGUGAUGUCAUCUGGGAUAGGAAAUGGGGCCUUUGCAUUCAUUAUUCGGUACAAAGAAAGCCAGGCUGGUUUUGGCAGGAAGUAAAUGAUAACCUUUGGCAAACCGGGACUCUGCCUCCCAGCCCAGAGAUGGAGGGUUGUAAGGGAGGGGACUACAGUGAUACAAAGCGCUGGCAAAGGUAGAGGGAAAUUCGAUAGCAGAUGUAUAGCGUGGUCUGGCAAAAGUGGUCAGGGAAAACAAAAUUGGGCCGCACUUCGCAGGAAAUUAGGGUUGUGGGCAGAGACAUGGGGCUAACAUAAAAAGGGCUGGGGAUAGACUUUUGAGCCUUGAGCAGGACUUCUUCCUUGCAGUGGAGGCUGGUGGUUUCCCUCUCGCAAUAACCCUAAAGCAAUAAUGAUGACCUCUCCUCUGUAAGACUUCCCAGAGAACUGUAAAUAAAAUCUCAGUUUGAUCCUCACAGUGUCUGAAAUUGCAUGGGGUUAGGAGGUUAGGGACAGUCUUAGGUGUCUGGCCCUUUUGCCUCCUGCCAUUAGAAAGCUUCCAGUACUACCUUUCUCUCCAUUGCUCAUUCGCCUUGGUGACCCAGGCAUCAGGCCCCUACUCACUGCUCUCAUCAAAAAUCUAGGUACUACGUACCUCAGACCCCAAAGUUCUUCCUUCUUUCAGUCACCACAUUGUUUAUAUCCCAGAGAUCUGGCUUCAUAAUUUGGUUCCUACUCUUUCUAUAUAAGACUCACCUGUCUGAUACUCUUGGUCUUGUAUUUUAUUUUUAAAGUUAUAUUAGC
Messenger RNA from Nycticebus coucang (slow loris), 3203 nucleotides. It is a transcript of the gene KCNAB3, whose product is annotated as potassium voltage-gated channel subfamily A regulatory beta subunit 3. Gene Ontology annotation, biological process: potassium ion transport; regulation of potassium ion transmembrane transport. The record is from RefSeq and is a predicted model, not a curated record. The transcript has 14 exons. Gene Ontology annotation, cellular component: voltage-gated potassium channel complex; cytoplasm; membrane. Gene Ontology annotation, molecular function: transmembrane transporter binding; potassium channel regulator activity; voltage-gated potassium channel activity. Lineage: Eukaryota; Metazoa; Chordata; Mammalia; Primates; Lorisidae. Bases 783 to 1997 code for a protein of 404 amino acids.